UAUGAUAAUUAUUACAAAGUUUUAUUUAAAAAUUAAUAUAAUGCGUGUAUGCAUGUGUACGCAAAUGAUGCAACUGAGCUGGCCAUAGAUGAAAUUCUUGGGGAUUUAUUAAACAGCGUAUGAAUCGCAACCGGUAGGAUCGAAAUCCAUCGAUCGAUGAUUUACGCGCGUGUUUACUUGUUAGCGUACGUGUUUACAUUUUUUUUACCGAGUGCCGCUCGAGCGCAGUAACGAAAACCACGACCGUUCCUACUCCAUCGAGCAUUUCGUAUUCGUGGUUCAUCGUAUCAGGACGUUAGCGUUAUUCGACAUGAAGAGUCUGUGCUGCAUAGGACUAUCUUUGGCAACUAGAAUUAUCAGCACCUACUCGAUGUCGGUCUCGAUACUCAUGAUAAACUUGCUAAUGAGCAACUAUUUCUCAAGAGUAACGGACGACGAGUUCUUCGAUACGGCGGAAGGUUGGGGUCUCCUCGGUUUAAAUUGGAUGCAGAUCUUAAGAACUUCGCAGUUUGAUAGGAAAGCUCAGACAGCUGUGGUGUUCUUCCUCGUGUACGCGAUAUCGUUCUUUCUGGCCAGUGCGUAUCUCGCCUUAGGAUCGAUUUCAAGGAAACCUAAGUGCGCCGUGCCUUGGAUGUAUUUGCAAAUGAUUAGCAUAAUAGAUCAGUCCGUGGCGCUGUCUAUUCAUCUGACGCACGGACUACAAUACGAUGUUUACGAUAAAUCAAUAUGGUACAUUCCGACGUCCAGCGUCUAUUUACUAUUGAGCGUUUACUUGUGGACGAUCGUGCAAGCCACUCGAAAGGAAUGGGCGACGGAGCAACAGUGUACAGAUUUACCAUUAACGGAAGUCAUGUCACCGCAGGACAAUGGUAACGGGCCGAAGUCGCCGUCCUUUCUCUCGCAGAACUUCUCGUUAUUCGAGUCGCCCACGAUUUUACCGAAGUAGCUAAAAGCGAUAUUACGCGCAAAUUCCAAAGACAAACUGUGAACGUUUCGCGUCUAUUUUCGUUCGUUUCGCCAGAAAAACGAUCAAGGAUCAAGGCAAGACUAAUUGUCUAGAUAAUUUCUGCGUAAAUGUUCAAGUACCUUUAAUGUUAGCGAGUCUAUUUAUAGCUACAAGCGUUUUUAAAGCGUUAAUCAAAAUCGACGGUUGUUUCCAAGUUAGGCGCAUACGAGUCUUGCAUGGGUAGCUCGUUUUUUUGUUGCUUGUCCCGAUGCCCAAGAGCAGCUCCGUUUCUAGGAAAGAUUCGAAUCUUAAGUCCGCAUAAUAACCAUUGAUCACUCGCCAGUAAUGGAACCGCGGCGAACUACUAGAAAUACGAAUCCCGCAACGGGGAAAAUGUAUAAUAACGCGAGUAACUCGAUAAAUCAGUCCGGGGAUGCGACUAAUAGAGUGUAUCAAAUGCGCCCGGCGGCGGACCGUGGCUGCAUAGGAAAUAUGAGAAAUGGUCGCGUUUUACGUCGAAAUACUUUUAAACUUCCGGGGAUUUGAAUCGCGCGCAAGCAUAUUCCCUGUACGGAGACCGGCGUCUCCUCGAUGGAGGUCGAUUUGUCCGAAAAUGGUCGGAACUUUUCACGAAACUCCCGAGAAUAAUGACCGCGCUGCACAAUGCCCGAUAGAAAACGCGAUUUAUCUCGGGCAUUCCGAAAUAUCACGUGCCUCCACGCGAUCGACUUUAUAUCCUUUUUGUAUAAAUGGAAUUAGUUUAAGCCGAGAGAACGUCUCGCCGACCUACGGAUAAUUUUUGUCGAUAACGAGAUUUGUCGGAACGUACAAAUUGACGCUCGCAAAAACUUCGGUAAGCUUCCCGUUGAACGAUACGGCUGCGAGCACGGGGAGGCAGGCGGCGAGGUACGCGAUGUGGUUGGUUGGUGGUGCUUUUAAAAAGAACUGAGCGAGCCAAUUUGUAGGCUGUCGCAAACUUUUAAAACACUAGUUGACAGCCGUGUCCCGCCCCCGUCGCAGUUUCUGCACCCUCUCCGACGUUCGUCCAACCAUCCAGAAGGAUUCCAACGACUUUUUCCGUCUUUCUCCGUCGAACAGCGAAACCCACCCCCGUGUCGUGGAAGCCGAUGGAUUGUAAAAUAAAACUAACUUGGCUCUUUCGUGGCUCGGGGACGGAGUACCAGCGAAAUCUUAUUCCCUCGGGACUCUUUUAUUUUCGUGUACCCCUUUUUUUCUACACCAGCCAGCCAGGGCGCAAUCGCGAGCAGGGUGGGUAUCGGUGAGUCGUGUUCACUCAGGAGAAAUGAGAAAGUUUUUAUCCGAAUUUAAAACCAAUCGGAUAUUGUAGCCAUCUGCGGCUGUUACGUUCUUAAGUCACUUCCUGUGUAAGUUUUACGACGUCUAAUGUAUUAUCGAUUCCCUCGAAUAAACGGAAUAAACUUAUGAACUGAUUCA
Ceratina calcarata is the source of this 2401-nucleotide messenger RNA. RefSeq lists its product as uncharacterized. Bases 311 to 946 code for a protein of 211 amino acids. The record is from RefSeq and is a predicted model, not a curated record. The transcript has 5 exons. Lineage: Eukaryota; Metazoa; Arthropoda; Insecta; Hymenoptera; Apidae.